CUGUAGCCGAGAGACGUGCCCGCAGUCACAGGGUUUAACACGUAGUCAAAACCCACCCAGCUCUCACACAUUGUGCCGCGCGUGGAGCCUCCCUAGACAUACUACUGAGCUCGGACCUCAGGGUGACAACACUGUGCCGUGCUCAACUCCUGCUCGCAGCGGGAAACACAGACACACUGGAUAACAGGGGAUACUUUUCUACUUUAUUUUUCUGUUUCUGUUUUGGAUUAUCUUUUCUCGUGUCGACGUGCCACAGCGGAGACUCAUUUCGAACAAUUUUAAAGGUUUUUUGAAGUCAUUUUUCGGGUUUUACACUUAAGCGACAUGGAGAGGAUCACAAGUGCGCAACCACCUCCCUGCAUGCCAAAACACCCAUCAUCAUUGGAUAUAGCUGAAAUGCAAGGGGUUGAUUUUCCAAUUUAUGUGUACAAAUCCAGAAGGGGCAUGAAGCGUGGGGAAGAGAGCAAGGAGACUUACAAGUUGCCACACCGCCUGAUUGAAAAGAAAAGGCGAGACAGAAUAAAUGAGUGCAUUGCUCAGCUGAAGGAUUUGCUGCCAGAACAUCUAAAGCUUACAACGCUGGGUCAUUUGGAGAAAGCCGUGGUGCUGGAACUCACUCUGAAGCAUGUGAAAGCCCUAAGUACCCUCCUGGAGCAGCAGCAGCAGAAAAUUAUUGCACUACAGAAGGACCUGCAAAUCAGUGAUCAUGGAGGUGAAGAGAGCAGCGAGGAGAUGUUCCGCUCCGGCUUCCACUUGUGCGCGAAAGAGGUCCUCCACUAUCUGGCCAGCCAAGAGAGCAGCCGGGACCUGACUCCGUCCCAUGUCAUCAGCCACAUCCAAAAGGUGGCAGCCGAAGUCCUGCAUCAUCAAAGCAGUCUGAACCCGGACGAGUCCACCCCUCAGCCUUCAGAGAAACUGAAGAAACCUGCUGCACAGCCUCAAAGGGCUUCUGAGACCCCGGCUAAGAACUGCGUCCCUGUUAUUCAAAGGACUUACCCUCAUGGCAUGGGGGAGCAGAGCGGCAGUGAUACAGACACUGACAGCGGCUAUGGGGGAGAGCAUGAAAAGCGCGACCCUAAAGCUCAGUGGUCAGAGAGCAAUGCAAAGGAGGGAGAGUUCAAGCAGGCCGGGUCUGAGAAGAAAACCGGGUCUAUCAAGCAGGAGGGCGAUGAGCCUCAGGCCAAGAAGUUGAGGUCUGACUCUUUGGAGGAUGAGAUCCUCCCUGGUCACAUGGUGGGAAGCCCAGGCAGUUACUUCCCCCCUAACCAGCACCCGUUUUGUCUCCCCUUCUACCUCAUCCCACCUUCAGCUGCAACAGCCGCAGCGUAUCUACCAAUGCUGGAGAAAUGCUGGUACCCUGGCAGUAUGCCCGUAAUGUAUCCAGGCAUGAGCGGCUCAGCCGCGAGUUUGCAUCCAGAGACACUUCCAUCAUCUUUGGUGAUGUCCCAGAGAGCAGGGUCUCCUGUCCCCCACCAGGGCCCCAUGGACUCCCCCUCACUUCACAAAGCUUUAAAGCAGGUCCCCCCACUUAACCUGGAAACCAAAGACUGAAUGGACAUGUUUCUGUUUGAAACCCUGCCCCUUGAAUGUUGACAUGGUUAAAUAGUUGGAACACUGAUAAGAGGGUGAAUGGACAGAGUCGCACUGGUACCCCUUCAAACCGCAGCUGUUAUUUAGCCUUUUAAAAUUUGGACCCCAUCAAAACACCUCAAAUAGCCAUGAUGUUUCUCGAAAGGUCCUUGCACAUUGAAACUUUUAUGGGCAGCAUGGACCGCUCAUGUGAAGGCUUGUAACUUGUCACUGAUCGCAUGGCUCUAAGACACUGUGAAGAUCAGUUUUGGUUUUAAGGUGGCGAGUGCGCUAGUAAUCAAGAGGGAUUUUUUUUUUUGGAAGUCUUGUCUUCUGUGCACUCUGUGAUGAAUGUCAGAGGUCAGCUCAGAAUGUAAGGCAAAGAUAAGCCCAGCUCCCUUCCCCCCAAAAAGUAUUUGGACCUACUUUCUUUGCACACACAGUCUGUCAUGAAUGUAAAGGUUGAACAACAGCCCCUUGUAGAUGCUGCUUCUUGAACUAUUAUUACCUGCUGUAGGUCUGAGAGUGGAGGAUCUACCUUCAGCAGGAGUCGCUCUUGUAACUGCAACAAACCAUUGUUUAAAAUAUUACCAAAAAAAAAAAAGGUUCAUGAUGACAUGAGGUGUCACAAAUACCCUCAAAUACCCUGGAGCUUAAGUGAGGACAAGUGUGCACGAUGUUUAAAGAAUUCAGGGCGUUGUCAUCAUACGAGGUGUGUCACACGUCUGUUGAAGAGUAAUGUGGCCAUACGCGCUUUUAUGAUUUGAUGUGUGACUCAUGACUAUUUGUGUAUUUAGAUGGAGUUCUUCUUCAGUCAUGUCAUGUAAUUAUUUUUGAUUUUACUACUUGUACAUCUCUAUUUUUGAUAAGUGACCCACUGAGUGUAUUUGUAUCGCUACCAGGCGAGGGUUGAGGUAGUUAUUUGCUGUAUCCCAGAGAGCGUGUACAGUACAUAGCGUUGUUCUCAGCCACAUUUGCAUCUUUUUCCCCGUCAUGGUAAGGCCUGACCUUAGCUCAUGCUGUUGCCUUUACUCGAUUAACGCAGACACAACAGAAUUGCAGGUUUUUAAAUGUAUUUUGCUUUAAAUGUUGUGUCUGUGGCAAAAAGAGUGAAUGUAAAGUUCAACUAAAAUAAUAGUUUUGUAUAGAAAGAGGUACUUGGGAUUUUUAUUUUGAAAUGUAACAAAAGGAUGUUUGUUGUACAUAUUUUGUAAAUAAAUUAUUAUUGAUAUAUAUAUUAAAUAUUAAUAAAGGUUUUUUUCCCACAUUAAUUUUGCGUUUCACUGCCUCAUGGCUUAAACGUCUUGUCGGCAGCCAACCUGACAGCUCCUCACAACAACACAUACUUACAUAACACUUACAUAACCCAUAAAGCAGCAGAGCCUGUGUAAAUCAAUAGCUUGUCUUAGAUUGCAGGCUGUAAACAUUUACACUUCUAAAACCUUUUUAAAGGUUUUGACUGGUUUAUUGGAGUAAACUUUGCAAAAACAUACAUUUAUAAAUCUUUGGCUUGAUUACAAUGUGUAACUAGUCAUAACAGGGAUGAUCCUG
Cheilinus undulatus (humphead wrasse) is the source of this 3120-nucleotide messenger RNA. It is a transcript of the gene bhlhe40, whose product is annotated as basic helix-loop-helix family, member e40. Gene Ontology annotation, cellular component: nucleus. NCBI's taxonomy places the organism in Eukaryota, Metazoa, Chordata, Actinopteri, Labriformes, Labridae. Gene Ontology annotation, biological process: regulation of transcription by RNA polymerase II; regulation of neurogenesis; anterior/posterior pattern specification. The record is from RefSeq and is a predicted model, not a curated record. Gene Ontology annotation, molecular function: DNA-binding transcription factor activity, RNA polymerase II-specific; RNA polymerase II cis-regulatory region sequence-specific DNA binding; protein dimerization activity. The coding region runs from base 325 to 1551 and encodes 408 amino acids. The transcript has 5 exons.